This is a messenger RNA of Colletotrichum karsti, 762 nucleotides long. RefSeq names its product RNA polymerase ii mediator complex protein. Gene Ontology annotation, biological process: regulation of transcription by RNA polymerase II. The record is from RefSeq and is a predicted model, not a curated record. The transcript is spliced from 3 exons. NCBI's taxonomy places the organism in Eukaryota, Fungi, Ascomycota, Sordariomycetes, Glomerellales, Glomerellaceae. Gene Ontology annotation, cellular component: core mediator complex; mediator complex. Gene Ontology annotation, molecular function: transcription coregulator activity. The coding region runs from base 1 to 762 and encodes 253 amino acids.
AUGGCCGACAACCCCGACGAGCCGUCGCAGAAUGCGCUGGCUUCGACGUUCCCGAACCCGCCCCCGUUCUGGCGGCAAUUCACGGCCGAGAACGUGGGACGAAUCGAAGAACUGCGCAAGUCCCAGGCCGAGAAGGAUGGCGUCGCCGUCAAGGACCUACCUGCUCGCCUGCCGAAUAUUCCCGAGGAGCUGAUGCACCUCCAACCUCCAGCCGAGCCAGCUACUGGGACUUGGAAGGUCCUGGGAGGCAACUACACGCUCGACGACAAACUACCGUCCCUGGAGGAAGGAGAGAUCAAACGGCUUGUGCCAGCACAUUCCGAAGAAAAGGAUGGCAAGCACCUCGACCGUGCAUUCGAGCUCAAGAAAAUGGCCAAGUCUUUACUCCUCAACUUCCUUGAGCUGGUCAGCGUCAUGGCCGUUAUGCCAGACGACGCGGCCGCCAAAAUCGAUGACCUCCGCACCCUAUUCAUCAACUUCCAUCACGUCCUCAACGAAUACCGACCCCAUCAGGCCCGCGAAUCGGCCAUUGCGAUGAUGCAGUCCAAACUCGACCGUACACGAGCCGAGACUGCGGCAAUCAGAGCACAAGUGGACAAGGCGAAGCGUGUGCUCGAGGGCCUGGGCAGCUUAGACACCCCCAAGGUCCCACAAGCGACGGCAUCGACUCUCGAGGGAGAGCUAACACAGACGGAGCUCAAGAGUUAUGGCACGGUACGAGAACACGAAGUUUGGGAUGCCGCAGACGCGUUGUUUCUCUAG